Molecule: messenger RNA, 468 nt
Organism: Rhinocladiella mackenziei CBS 650.93
Lineage: Eukaryota; Fungi; Ascomycota; Eurotiomycetes; Chaetothyriales; Herpotrichiellaceae
Exons: 5
Coding region: 1-468 (155 amino acids)
Biological process (GO): protein transport; vesicle-mediated transport
Cellular component (GO): intracellular membrane-bounded organelle; AP-1 adaptor complex
Molecular function (GO): clathrin-cargo adaptor activity
Source: RefSeq, a predicted model, not a curated record
AUGGCCAUCAACUACCUCAUCUUGCUCUCCCGACAAGGGAAAGUGAGACUGGCAAAAUGGUUCACCACUCUUUCACCCAAAGAGAAAGCCAAAAUCAUUAAGGAUGUCUCCCAACUUGUUCUCUCUCGGCGGACGCGAAUGUGCAAUUUUCUCGAGUACAAGGACACUAAAGUUGUCUAUCGGCGUUAUGCAUCUCUCUUCUUCAUCGCCGGCUGUGCAUCCACGGACAACGAACUGAUUACCCUCGAGAUCGUUCACCGAUACGUGGAACAAAUGGACAAGUACUAUGGCAACGUGUGCGAGUUAGACAUUAUUUUCAACUUUCAAAAGGCAUAUUUUAUAUUGGAUGAACUCCUGCUGGCUGGCGAAAUGCAGGAAAGUAGCAAGAAAAAUGUCCUGAGAUGUAUCAGCCAGGAGGACAGUCUGGAAGAUAUGGAGGUCGAAGAAGAUGUCACGAAACUCAUGUAG